CUCGCUAAGCAGAAGUGAACCCAUUGCAUUGAAGAUUAUUGUUGGCAAGUGGCGGUAUAGUGUUCUGCGUGUUAAAAAUAGUAUUGAGUGUAAAUUUUAUGAGCUAGAACACUUGUUAUAUUUGAUUAAAUAACUUUGUUCGAGCGUCUGUUCCAUUUGCUGCUGUGGAGGCAUUUGUGUUGAGUCUUUUCAGCGGUCCCACUCCUGAGAUCCUCGUUUUUGUUAAAUAAGUGGGCGCCAGUCGUCACUGAGUCCACAUUCACAAAGAUAAAAUGGCAAAACGACUUCUGGCACACGUGUCCUUGUGUGUGAUUCUUCUGGUGGCAGUAAGCGUUAACAUGGCAUCUGCGUGCUCCUGUAUGAUGUCGCACCCUCAGACACAUGCAUGCAGGGCUGACUUCGUUAUUGUGGCCAGGGUGAAGAAGGUGCUUGUACGAGACCUAAUGUCCCGUGUCUACAAGGUGAAAAUUAAGAGAGAGUUUAAGAUGAGCGAGAAGGCGAGCGUCCUUCUCAAGUCGGGGCGUCUCGUGACUGCGGGGACGUCGUCAAUGUGCGGGGUGGACCUGAGGCCUGAAGAGACAUACCUGAUCACCGGCAAAGUGGUGGCUGGUCAGGCUUCCAUAAACCUAUGCAACUACAUCACGCCCUGGACCGACCUCACUGUCCGCCAGAAGAAAGGCUUCAGGCUGCUCUACCGCCAAGGCUGCCUAUGCGAGAUAACCGAUUGUCCGUGGUGGAGGCGGUGUCCGAAGGAAUCCCUCAUGGCCGAAUCAUGCCUCUGGGAAACUAGUAUCAAUUCUGACUCCUCCUUGCCCGACUGUCAAGCGAACCACGGCAUCUGCAUGAAGACGCCUAGCGGCAAUUGUGGCUGGUCAACAGACAAGAAAUACCGAGAAUGCAUGAAGAAUCGACGACGAAUCAGGGACGAGAAACUGAGGAAAGAGCCAUGAACGACACAAGGAAACAAGCUGGAUAUUGAUCUGAGGAUAUUGAUAUUAAUUAUUUUGUUAUAUUUCGAAACGCGUUCAAUUAAACAUGUGAAUUAUCUGAGGAAAUGCAUGUUCACAGGAUUCUUGGCGUCUUAAUGUUCGUGUCUCUUGAUUCUCGCAUGCAACUUCACUCGCCUCUGUGUACGGUGUGCGCUUGAAACUAAAAGCAUGUAAGUAAAAUGCGAUGAAGCUGAUAUAGUGAAAUGCAAGAAGUUGUCGUUGUCACAAGAUGAUCGGACCGCAUUCCAUACUCCUUUCUCCACUCUGGACCGAACGGCAAUAUUCGCGCGACAUGCGGCGUAAAACAGAACCCGUGAGUUAAUUCUGCAGAAUUACAUCUAUCGUCACUAAGAACAAAAUGUUAUCAUCAUGGACAAACUGCAUGUUGUAAGGAAGUAUGUUUGUGAUGUCAGUUUAUAAUACUGUCUCACAAUACAAGUGAAAAUGUCCAUUGCAGAAUAUGCAACUGACAGAUUUUUAAAAUUAUAUAAUUCCAUAAAAUUAUGUUCAGAACAUUAUAACUCCUAUGUUUCUUAAGUGUCUUAACGAGUGUAGUAUUUUCAGCGUUUCUUGAUACAGUACAUUUUAUUUACGCAAGACGGCUUUCUGUGUUGUUGACCGCUGUUUCUCGAAUGUAUGUCUGUUUUUUUUUUUUUAUUUUGAGUUCAGAAAGUUACCUUCAGAUUAGUAAUUGAUGUUUUCAAAAGGUUCUGCUCCCAGAAGUUCACUCUUAAAUUCCCUCACAGAUAUACCAGUUUUGGAUUCUGUGCCUUGUCAUUUAAGCUCAGUCCGCAAAACUUCAUGACUCUAGAAUGAUUCCAGAUAUGUAAUAGGUAUUUUGCUUGAUUUAGACUCUCAAUUAGAAGAGAAAAUUAUUUUUGGAUACAUAGCUCCAUCACAACGCCGAGGAAUUGACUCCAGUUCCGCACUAGCUACACGACCCAGGCAUUCGUGUUUAUUUGCAAAUACAGGAACAUAAUUACACUUUUUUGAGUAAUCCAAUAUUUUCGUUCUGUACAGGAAUGAAGUUCCUAAAGCAUCACGUGCUCUUGUUUUCGGCUGAUUGGUACUUCCAAAUUAAUUAAGUCUUCGGUUGAAUUUAAGAGUAAAACUGCUUAAUUCGUUGAUGAAAAUAUUAUUUCUACUUUACUAAUUGUACAUAUGAGGAUACUUUCUUACUGUGAAACACUGGCAGCAAGUCUCUCAACAGACAAUGCGCAAAAACCGACAGAGAGGUUCUCUCUCCGCGUCGUGCCACGUGCAUUUCGUUGGUGACGUUUGAAGCUAGUUUUAAUGUCUUUGUUAAUUGUAGAGACACUUUACCGGCUGAAGGAUAGAAACUGUCUGUAUUCAAGAAGUCUUGAAAACGAAAUAUAUACUUUAUUUUUGCAAACACUUGUAAUUACUUAGCAAUUUUAUUUGGGUUGUUUAGUAAGACAGACUGUACUGAGUCCUGCAGGUAGUCCAGAAGGAUCAAAUAAUCCGAAUUAUUUGCAUACUUCUUCGGGGCAUGUGGACGGAUGUGUAUAGUAACGUUAAUACGCCAAUGAAUUUAUUUGUGAACAUUAUGGAAAGAUUAUGAAAAUAUUCGAUUGUUAAUAUGUUUCGAAUAAUAACAUCAAAAUUAUAAAUUAAAAUCGAAAUGCCUAAUCGUAAAUUUAGAACGGUUACUUUGAAUUUGCCCAGUUCAAACAUUCUCAACACUUAAUGGAUAUGCUGGUAAUUUGUAAUUGCACUGAAAACAUGACUCUAGGUUGAUAUUAUCAGUUAUUUAUUUGACUGUGUGCAGGAUAUGAAGUUGUACAAUUAACGUGGAAAUAUAGGCAUCAAAACUUAUUUGUAACUGGCUAUUGGCUAUUCGUAGUUCGUAAGGUAACUUCAUUCAGCAUUGAUUUCAGAAUAUAUAUUUUAGUACAGAAUGUCUUACUGGUGUAGAUUCCGCAGUUCCCUUGUACUCUACUUUGUAAGCUUGUCCGGUUUACCUUCCGUCUAAGGGUCGUAGCGCCGACGGACGGUCUCCAUAGGGAUAGAAAUAUCGCAGUGAUAUUGCUGACAGUCUAUCAAACGAUAAACUGUCCACCUGGUAUUUUCCAGCAUGGUACCUUCACUUUUAUUGAAUUAAUAUUCUGCUCUAAAUGGGUACCUCCACUUUCAUUGGUUAAUGUUCUGCUGUAAGUGGGUACCUUCACUUUUAUUGAACUAAUGUUCUGCUGUAAAUGGAUACGUUCACUUUCAUUGGUUAAUGUUCUGCUGUUAGUGAAUCCCUGCCUAAAAUCUGGAGCCAGUUGUGUUUGUGAUAUUUAGCGUAAACGUGUUUCAUGAGUCAAAGAAUUAAUAAUUUAUUUAUCAUUCUUUAAACAUUAUCGCCAAUAUAACAUGACCAACUCAUUCAGCUGUGCAGCUGAAAAUGUUACGUAGGAUCAUGUGAUUUCGCUUCCUAUAGCUAGACCUGUCAGGCUUCUCUGUUGCUCUUUUUUGGGAUAAUAUGGAGUACAGAUUUUGCUAAUGGACCACGUUUACAGUAACCACAAAAAUUUUUACCUGAUAAUUAUUAUACCACACGCUAAUCACAGUAACUGAAGAUUCGCGUCUAUUUAUACAACUACGAAGUAACGUUACAUUUUCUUGUAAUACUUUCACUAAAUUCAUGUUCUUUAAGUUAACGUAAUAUCCAAAUCGUCAUAAGAUACAGUAUUUCCGUGUUCAGAGGCUCCUAUAAAGUUCAAGUACUGAAAAUA
Molecule: messenger RNA, 3727 nt
Organism: Cryptotermes secundus
Lineage: Eukaryota; Metazoa; Arthropoda; Insecta; Blattodea; Kalotermitidae
Gene: Timp
Product: tissue inhibitor of metalloproteinase
Exons: 6
Coding region: 273-950 (225 amino acids)
Biological process (GO): negative regulation of endopeptidase activity; negative regulation of membrane protein ectodomain proteolysis
Cellular component (GO): extracellular matrix
Molecular function (GO): protease binding; metalloendopeptidase inhibitor activity
Source: RefSeq, a predicted model, not a curated record